Messenger RNA from Oncorhynchus kisutch (coho salmon), 6649 nucleotides. RefSeq names its product inward rectifier potassium channel 2-like. Gene Ontology annotation, biological process: potassium ion import across plasma membrane; regulation of monoatomic ion transmembrane transport. Lineage: Eukaryota; Metazoa; Chordata; Actinopteri; Salmoniformes; Salmonidae. Bases 3659 to 5248 code for a protein of 529 amino acids. The record is from RefSeq and is a predicted model, not a curated record. The transcript is spliced from 4 exons. Gene Ontology annotation, molecular function: inward rectifier potassium channel activity. Gene Ontology annotation, cellular component: plasma membrane.
AGUCAACGAGGGUAAUAUCCCGGUGUGAGCCAGCGCACGGGCAUACAGCGCGAGAGGAGGACACUUUACAUUAGGCUGGCUACCUCCUGUGUUACAAAUUCAUAUAUGAAGAAAAGCAAUCAGGUGGUCCUGAAUGGCGAAUAAAAGGUUCCAUGAUGGAGACAUUUUCAUUUGUAAUUUCGGAGACAUUUCUUCCCAUUCUUUCCAAGAAGUGACGCAACAUCAACACUCCCAGUAAACUGGACACAGGAAUAUUUGUUGUGUUACAAGAGCUACGCCAGAGCACCCAGACAGACCAAGUCUCAAUGAACAGGUUACUGAUUACAUGAUUUUAUUAUGGGUUUUCAUUACAAAUGAAGAUGAAAACCAUGGAAGGUUAAAGACGGUGAGUCCAUCCUGCCCUUUACCAUCUUACAUUCUCAGAAUGUCCACAAGACAAGACCUACCUGCUUACAUCAUCAGAGCAUCUGUUUUCACAAAGGAGAUCAGAAGUCAUGGUUGUAUCUCUGUUUAUGCUGAUUGUUGGUUGGUUUCAUCUGUAUUGUCAUGUUAUUACCAGGUUGGCAAGGACACAGGAGAGGCCUCAUGGGAGGAACAAAACGGGAUAAGAAAUGUGACAACUGACUGAGCAAAAGAAGAAAACGUCAGAGAAAGAAGGAAAGAGAGAAGGAUUGUGUGUUCUCUACUUUCUCAGAAGUGCAGCCCCUAAAUUCCUGUUACUAUGCCUGAGAGAGGGAGGGCAGCAGACCAGUCAAAAUGAACCCCUACGUCACCUCUCACUUUAGGAGGGAUCUCUUUCCCCACUUCCACUUGUUGUAGAGGCUUCUCUUCUCCCCUCUCUUACUGUUUGUGUGACAUGACAACACCUGUCUCUGUGUAAACCUAGGACAGUAGGUAACACCUGUCUCUGUGUAAACCUAGGACAACAGGUAACAUCUGUCUCUGUGGAAACCUAGGAAAGUUGGUAACACCUGUCUCUGUGUGAACCUAGGACAGUAGGUAACACCUGUCUCUGUGUAAACCUAGGACAACAGGUAACAUCUGUCUCUGUGGAAACCUAGGACAGUUGGUAACACCUGUCUCUGUGUGAACCUAGGACAGUAGGUAACACCUGUCUCUGUGUAAACCUAGGACAACAGGUAACAUCUGUCUCUGUGUAAACCUAGGACAGUAGGUAACACCUGUCUCUGUGUAAACCUAGGACAGUAGGUAACACCUGUCUCUGUGUAAACCUAGGACAGCAGGUAACACCUGUCUCUGUGUAAACAUAGGACAGUAGGUAACACCUGCCUCUGUGUAAAACUAGGACAGUAGGUAACAUCUGUCUCUGUGUAAACUUAGGACAGUAGGUAACACCUGUCUCUGUGUGAACCUAGGACAGUAGGUAACACCUGUCUCUGUGUAAACCUAGGACAACAGGUAACAUCUGUCUCUGUGUAAACCUUGGACAACAGGUAACACCUGUCUCUGUGUAAAUCUAGGACAGUAGGUAACACCUGUCUCUGUGUAAACCUUGGACAGUACGUAACACCUGUCUCUGUGUAAACCUUGGACAACAGGUAACAUCUGUCUCUGUGUAAACCUUGGACAACAGGUAACACCUGUCUCUGUGUAAACCUAGGACAGCAGGUAACACCUGUCUCUUUGUAAACCUAGGACAACAGGUAACAUCUGUCUCUGUGUAAACCUAGGACAGUAGGUAACAUCUGUCUCUGUGUAAACCUAGGACAACAUGUAACAUCUGUCUCUGUGUAAACCUAGGACAGCAGGUAACAUCUGUCUCUGUGUAAACCUAGGACAACAGGUAACAUCUGUCUCUGUGUAAACCUAGGACAGUAGGUAACACCUGUCUCUGUGUAAACCUAGGACAACAGGUAACAUCUGUCUCUGUGUGAACCUAGGACAACAGGUAACAUCUGUCUCUGUGUGAACCUAGGACAGUAGGUAACACCUGUCUCUGUGUAAACCCAGGACAGUAGGUAACAUCUGUCUCUGUGUAAACCUAGGACAGUAGGUAACACCUGUCUCUGUGUAAACAUAGGACAGUAGGUAACAUCUGUCUCUGUGUAAACAUAGGACACCAGGUAACGACUGUUGCCUUGGUAUUCUCCUGUGUUUUGCCUUUGUUGCUCCUAGUCAGGGUGUUACACUGUAAACUGUCUUAGGUGAUCUGGUCAAGGUGUUACACUGUAAACUGUCCUCGGGGAGGUGGUCAUGGUGUUACACUGUAAACUGUCCUCAGUUAUCUGGUCAAGGUGUUACACUGUAAACUGUCCUCAGGGAGCUGGUGAAGGGUUGAACUGUUCCUCAGGAACCUAGUAACAUGUUUAGCUUGUUCACUGGGGGUCAAAGACUUGCCAGCGUUCGAAACCCACAGUCCACUGGAAAUGUGUACGGAAGGUAAAGUCUAAUAUCGCAACCAAACAUUUUUUAUGUCAUUUGGAUUUGCCCUGAAUCAAACCUAGGAUAUCCUGUUGAAAAAGCAGUCACCUGAGAGAGCCGCAAACAUAUUUCAAAUGUCUCUAAAAGUCUGCUUUUGUUGUGCCAAGAACUCACCACUGACAUUUGAGGGCUUUUGUGGCUUGGAAAAGAAACUUGGAUUUGAGGGGAAACUGCUGGUCACAGUCUCCCACUUGUGAGAGACACUGAGUGAGUAUUAUUUACACAGUGCAUGGCUACUGUAGCUCAUAAAUGUGUUCCAAGGCCCUGUAGCAAAGGAAACAUAGAUAUAAAAGGGUGGAGGAACAUAUUCUGACUGAUAUGAAGUGAAUGGAUUGGAAUUGUGUACCAUUAUCUGAAUCAAUAGUCUAAGGAGUUCCUCCUCUGUUUCAAUCUGCCUUGUGUAUUUUCCAUGACCAAACCACUGGGAAGUGAAGAUCAUGGAACGUAAGAAACAGCAUGUUAUUCUUUUCUCUGCUGGUUGCAUGUUAGAUACGUGUUAGAAACGUAGACCCCGUUUGACUGUACUGUACUGUGGAUCUACCCCUGGACUCUGUAUUGUCAUAUUGCACUUUAGUGAAUGUGGGGAGUAUAUAUCCUCCUUACUACUACCCCAUUGUAUCCCCAGCUCUCAUCCUUUCAAGCUUCUCAGUUCCUGUAGCCUGCUCAAUGUGUUUCCCUCGUGCUGUUUCAAACUGUCAGCAAAACUCCUGCUUCCUCGUAAGAUGGCCACAGACUAUGGGUCCCUCCUGUUGAUACCCUGGACACGUGUGUAACCUCCCUCUUCAGCCCAAAGGAGUGUAAGUACUACAGGGACUGUACAGUAUUACUGCGAGACUGUCUAUCUGCUGCUGUGGAAUACGUUUCUGACCAGAGGAGUAUAUACAGCAACAACUUGACCACUGAGUUUCCUUCAAGAGAAUGGAAGGAAGACUGUGAAUCAGGACACUGUAGAGCUGUGAGUAACCCUGACUGUUAAUAAAAAGUUAGUGGAACAAUGAUCCGGGAAGUGAGGGAAGUCAUCUACUGCUGGAUACAGUUUUUCCUCAUGGAUUUACCUUUACCACAUCAGAUGGAUUACUUUUCACCAUAGAAACAGUGGAACUGGAAAGAAGUACAGAACACCAGGUUCUUAUCAAUACCUAGGUGGUCAUUAACUCACAAGCACAUAGGAGUUGAGACUACAACUUCAUCAGCGUAAGACAUUGUAUUUAGCACCAUGGGAGCGGCGCGUGUUAAGCGACGUUUCAGUGCGGUGGUUGACGGGCUGGUAGAUGAGGAGGAAGUCAUUAAGCUGGCUCUGAGUGUUGCUGACACGGCCAGGGUGGGGGGGAGCACGGGAGGCUCAGGGAGCCCCACCAGUCUCUCUCCCACACACAACCGAAAUGGCAAAGCACUCCCCCUGCAGGGCAACGGCAGCAAUGCACGGAGGCCCAGCGGAGCCCUGGAGGCAGGAGGAGGGGAAGGAUCGAUGAAAGGAGGAGGGCGCUCAGGACUGAGGGGCGGGAGGUGCGGAAGUCUGGGGAGAAGGGGGGAAGGCUGUUCGUCCUCGGACCGAGAUUCAACACUGUCGUCCCCUUCCUCCUCAAGCCGCCGGCCCACCCGGCGCUCUAGACUCCGGCCCCGCCACCGCUUUGUGGGCAAGGACGGGCGCUGCAACGUCACCUUCGUCAACAUGAGCGAGAGGGGCCAGCGUUACCUCAGCGACCUCUUCACCACCUGCGUGGACAUCCGCUGGCGUUGGAUGCUAGUCAUCUUCUGCCUCUCCUUCCUCCUCUCCUGGCUGCUCUUUGGCUUCGUCUUCUGGCUCAUUGCCGCCGCGCACGGGGACUUCGCCAUCCGCCUCAACCCCAGCUCGGGUGCCUCUUCCGGGGGAGGAGAUGAGUCCGGAGCAGGGGCGGUGGUGGAAGUGGAGGAAACGUGUUUUGUUCAGGUGAACAGCUUUAUGGCGGCCUUCCUGUUCUCCCUGGAGACGCAGACAUCCAUUGGUUACGGCUUCCGCAGCGUGACCGAGGCCUGCCCCCUGGCGGUGAUGGCGGUCGUCUUGCAGUGCAUUGUGGGCUGCAUCAUCGACGCCUUCAUCAUCGGAGCGGUCAUGGCGAAGAUCGCUAAGCCCAAGAAGCGUAACGAGACGCUGUUGUUCUCUGACACGGCAGUGGUGGCGCUGAGAGACGGGAAACUCUGCAUGAUGUGGAGGGUGGGGAACCUACGCAAGAGCCACCUGGUAGAAGCACACGUACGUGCACAGCUAAUGAAGCCGAGGGUGACCCCAGAGGGAGAGUUCCUCCCGCUGGACAACGAGGACAUCAACGUGGGAUUCGACACGGGAACCGACCGCAUCUUCCUGGUUUCCCCGGUAACCAUCGUCCACGAGAUCGACGAUGAGUCGCCGUUUUUCGAGAUGGACCGUCGGACUCUGGAGGGCGACGCGGAGCUGGAGGUGGUGGUCAUUCUGGAGGGUAUGGUGGAGGCCACAGCCAUGACCACACAGUGUCGCAGCUCCUACCUCGCCUCCGAGAUCCUCUGGGGUCACCGCUUCGAACCUGUGCUCUUCGAGAGGAAGAACUGUUACCAGGUGGACUACUCGUUCUUCCACCGGACCUAUGAGAUUCCCAGCACACCCUCUUGCAGCGCUAAAGAGUUGGCCGAGCAGAUGUACAUCCAGGGCUCACGCUCCUCCUUCUGCUACGAGAACGAAGUAGCCCUGCAGCUCGUCUCCCCUGACAAUGACCCUGAGGGCAACCCUGGCGGCUGCCCCUCCUCCCUGACCCACCGAUCCUCCCUCUCACAACCCACCCACACUAACUAGGGAGACGACAGGCAGAGGGGACAGGAAGUGACCUAGGAUCCACAGGAAGUCAGGGACAGACAGAGGGAGAGAGAGGCAGAAAGAGAGACAGGCUUCAUAGGGAAAGAGACCAACAUAGAGAAAGGUAAGUAGAAGAUUUAGGGAAAAGGACAACAUUGAGAGACUGAAGUUGAGAGAGGUGUAGAAAGAAAAACAGAAGACACCACAAAGACGCCGAGAGACAGAGAUACUGUAUACUGUCAAACAGAGAGAGAAAAGGACAGACAGAUAGGACAGAACAGGAGAGAGAGGGAUAGAAAGAGAGAGAGAAUUGUCUUUGAAAGGGGUAGAUGGGCUGCUGCUACUCUAACUGUGUUAGCUGAUUUGGACAUAGCGAUCUUUCAGAAUCAUUAUGAACCCGUCUGUCUCAGACCCGUCCCGUCAACCAACCGCUACAUUCACCACUGGCUCCAGCACCUAGCUGACCACACAUACAACACUGACCCCUAUUGGCUUCAGUGUGUACCUGCAGCUCCUGUUCAGUUACAACUCACACUGGACACAUGGGAGUAAGGUGAAGUUGCCCCAUAGACACUGAGCUAUGACCAGUUUAGUGUUUCUGCCCCCUAAUGGUGAAGGUUAGGUUUUGGAGAGGCUAAGCUGAUCCUAGAUCUGUGCCUACGGAUAACUUCUACACCAAACGUUUUUAUGUUGAAUACUGUGUGAGAGAAUGAGGUAAAACGGUGUAUAUCUACACAUUGAGGGAUGUUUGUUAUGAACUGAAUGAGAAGGCAUUAUUGAUAUGUUUUUGAUUCUGCUGAUUUGUGUUCUGUCAAGGUUUGAGCAGGUAUGUUGUGUUAGACUGAUAUGUAGCAAAAUGGAUACAGAGAAACAGCUGAAAAUAAGCAGCGGUUUUAAGCUGUUUCUUUGACUUGUACUGUAUGUUGUUAUUCUGUAUUUAUAAUGCAAGACUAUUAUAUAUUUGCUUUAUUUAAUCAAACAUGUUGCUUGUUCAACUGGGUGCAGGUGUCAGCACCACAAAACCAUAUGAGUGCAUCGUCUGGUAACAUGUGAUUUGAAGGUCUACUUCUAAACUUAUGAUUGAUUGUUUAAUAUGGUUAACAAACAAAGGUUUAUAAGUACUUUGUAAGCAGAACUUUGAUGAAAAUGUUACCUUAUGUUAUUUAAAAAUUCUACAGUACCCAGCUGAAGGGACAAUCUUAUGUUAAUGUUUACCUCUGUCUUGAAUAUGAGAUUCUAUCACCUGAGAUUCUGUGUUCCUCAAACAUUUAACUUUGUAUGAUUUUCCUCAGUAUUUUCUUUAUUUAGAUCAUUUGCUGAAUACUGUAUAUUUGGUAGAAUUUUAAAGGGAAAAUGGGGGAUGUUAAAGGUAGACUCAGCGAUAUGACGUAGAUGCAGAAA